GGCGCUGGCUGGCUCCCGCUGGGCCGCCACCCCUUCGCUGCAGCCGUCGGUGGAAGAUGUCUCAGGAGAGGCCUAAGUUCUACCGUCAGGAGCUGAACAAGACCAUCUGGGAGGUGCCCGAGCGCUACCAGAACCUGUCCCCAGUGGGCUCAGGCGCCUAUGGAUCCGUGUGUGCUGCUUUUGACAAAAAAACAGGAUUACGUGUAGCAGUGAAGAAGUUAUCCAGACCAUUUCAGUCCAUCAUCCAUGCAAAAAGGACUUACAGGGAAUUGCGAUUACUUAAGCAUAUGAAACAUGAAAAUGUGAUUGGCCUGUUAGAUGUUUUCACGCCAGCAAAGUCUCUGGAGGAAUUCAAUGAUGUGUAUCUGGUGACACAUCUCAUGGGGGCGGAUCUGAACAAUAUUGUGAAAUGUCAAAAGCUCACUGAUGACCAUGUACAGUUCCUUAUCUACCAGAUUCUCCGGGGCCUAAAGUAUAUUCAUUCAGCUGACAUUAUACACAGAGACCUGAAACCUAGUAACUUAGCUGUGAAUGAAGACUGUGAGCUUAAGAUCCUAGAUUUUGGACUGGCCCGGCACACAGAUGAUGAAAUGACAGGCUAUGUGGCUACCAGGUGGUACAGGGCUCCUGAAAUCAUGCUGAAUUGGAUGCAUUACAACCAAACAGUUGAUAUUUGGUCAGUGGGAUGCAUAAUGGCAGAGCUGUUGACUGGAAGGACACUGUUUCCUGGUACAGACCAUAUUGAUCAGUUGAAGCUCAUUUUAAGACUCGUUGGAACCCCAGGGGCUGAGCUUUUGAAGAAAAUCUCUUCAGAGUCUGCAAGAAAUUAUAUUCAGUCUUUGACCCAGAUGCCGAAGAUGAACUUUGCAAAUGUGUUUAUUGGUGCCAAUCCAUUGGCUGUUGAUCUGCUGGAGAAGAUGCUUGUGUUGGAUUCGGAUAAGAGAAUUACAGCAGCCCAAGCCCUUGCCCAUGGCUACUUUGCCCAGUACCAUGAUCCUGAUGAUGAACCAGUUGCAGACCCCUAUGACCAGUCCUUUGAAAGCAGGGAUCUCCUGAUAGAUGAAUGGAAAAGCCUGACCUAUGAUGAAGUUAUUAGCUUUGUGCCACCACCACUUGACCAAGAAGAGAUGGAGUCCUGAAAACCUGGUUUCUGUUCUGUUGAUCGCACGUCACUGUGAGGGAAAGGCCUUUUCAUGGGAACUCUCCAAAAUAAUCAUUCAAGUGCCUCUUGUUGCAAAGAUUCUUCAUGGUGGAAGGGCGUGUGCGUGUGUGUGUGUGUGUGUGUGUGCACAUCUGUGUGUUUGCCUGUAUAUACAUGUGGUGAGCUGAGAGUGAGAGAAGAGUGAGGGAGCUAUUUAUACGGUGACUUUUCCAUAAACAUGCUCACUGAAGCUCUUUGAUAGCCUCUGCUUUAGUCCCUCUGGGGGAAGGUCAAUCCAGGCAUCUCAGUUGCCAUGUUGCUGGGGUGCAGUAGAUGUGAAGCCAAAAAAACCCACAAACAUCCCAGAUCCCAGGCUCACUUGUUGUCACCACCAUUAUCUGGGCUCUUCUGUGACGCAACUGGAAAGACAGUGGUGAUGAUUUCUUGCUUGCCCAUAACAUCCCUCUCCUGGCUCCGUAGAGACAAAGGGGUCAGGGUUGUUUGAUUGACAAGUGAGCCUUUUGGCUGCCUGAAAACCUGAAGCCUUUGUCAGCAAUGUGUACAGCUGGAAGGACCAACUCGUGUCUCCACUAACAUGCGGUAUAAUAGCCUGGUGUGGUCCUCACACUGUGACAGGUCUAUGUGAAAUUGUAAAUAUGUUUGUGCCUUAUAUAGAAAGAGAGAAGAACAUUUGGAGAGUCGAGGGAACCCAGCAGACUGGUUUCUGAGCCACUCACAUGGAGGGGGCUUCAGGGUGUGUGUGAACCCAUUUUAACAGAUGAGCCUUCAGAGGCAGCUUCAUGUAUGUAUGCAUGCGUGCGUGCCUCUGUGUGUGUGUGCGUGUGUGUGCGUGUGCGUGUCUCUUUCUCCCUGUAUUCAGUGUUGCCGUUUCUCUCUGCUCCUCCUCACCUUUGGCUCAGGGGUCUCCCAGAUACUGGCCCCAGGAACCGAAUGCAGGUUCUAGUCUGUGUGCAUCCUGUGUGCUCUUUCUUCCUAGCCAGGUGCGGGGUGUUGUGCAUGUCUUGCUUUGUGUGCAUGCAGAGCUGCUUGUCGAGUCCCUGGGACAGUGGGGAGAGGCCCUGGUGCAGAGCAGGCUGGGCAGUGAAGAACUGAGCAAUCCAAUUCAGACCUCCUUUCACCUCAGUUGACGCGAGAGGAAAAGUCUCACCAGCCUCCCUCCUGAGUCUGCCAGCACUAUUCAACAUGAGUAUACUGGAUAUUAUCCUAGGUGCUUUAGAUGUGAAAACAAUGAUGAAAUGGGACUGACUGGUGUAUCUCUUUUUUCCUUGUCAUCAUGGUUUUCAAAGAGACUCUUUUGCUGGGCUUUGGUGGGCAAGGUCAGGACUUUUCCCAGGAUCAUUCCAGAUUUUGGAAAAUUAGAAUUUCUAUUCACACUUACCCACCAAUUCUUAGAAAUACUGAAGAUCAAAACCAAGAAUAAAAGUGCAUGAGGCCAGAAACCCUUUUUUUCUGUCUCUUUCUAAAUACAGAGAAAUUUAUCGAGGUGUCUUUCUUUCUCUUGAGAAGGAUCUAUUGACAGCUGGGCAUUAUCCUUCUCUCGCCUAGAGAAAUAGGGGAAAGGGCUCUGGGUUUGGGAGAAACAAAUUUCGUUUCAGUGUUUGUCUUGCAGGGAUCCUUUGGGAAUGUGAUUCCUGUUUUUAGUGGGGAAGAAGGGCAGAUUAUUUUAAUAUGUUGCAUAUUCAACCUUCUUCUUCUGAAAUCCUCUCAUUACUGGUAUGACGAGUUGUUUUCAAAGUUUUGGAGAUUUUACGCGUCUUGUGUUACUUAUGGACCCACACAUUCAAGGCUUUUCUGAAGUGAAAAAGAGCAAAGCACAUGCAGAGAAUGAGAAUCAGAUGGGUUGGACUAGGUUGUUUGAGUUCAUCUGUCUCAGUAGGGUGGAAGGCAGCCCAGAGGCCGGUGAGAGAAUCGGUCACCUCUGAGUGACUGAGGGCUGGAGGGAGAGAGAAAGACACCUCGACUAGGCUUCCCAUACACCUCCUAGAGGAAGUUGACUAAAGAUGCCCUCCCUGCUCUCUUGGAUAUGCAGGUCAGCUCCUCACAGAGAAAUGUAAAUAUCUCCUCUGUUACCCACAGCAAGAUGGAUUUUAUUAGCCAUAUUUGGUGCAAAUGCUAGUGUAAUUUCCUACAGAAAUAUUGCUCAGAUUUUUUUUUUUUAAAUUAAAGUUUCUGCAUGUGUGCCCACAUGUGUUGAGAGACUGCAUGUCCCAGAAGCCUGGACUUUAACUGGACCUUUCUGGAGAGCUCCUUGGUUUCUGAGCAUCAUUGCUCCCAUCUCCCAAGUCCUCUGAAGAGAAUACCAUGGGGUGACAAAACAAGGGGGAGACUACUCUUUUAUUUGUAUCCAUGAACUUUUGCUGUAAGCAGUUCCACCGUAUAGGAUGUCACACAAUACCACUGGUUAAAAUAAAGCCUAUUUUUCAAGUUUAA
Molecule: messenger RNA, 3592 nt
Organism: Vombatus ursinus (common wombat)
Lineage: Eukaryota; Metazoa; Chordata; Mammalia; Diprotodontia; Vombatidae
Gene: MAPK14
Product: mitogen-activated protein kinase 14
Exons: 12
Coding region: 57-1139 (360 amino acids)
Biological process (GO): protein phosphorylation; p38MAPK cascade
Cellular component (GO): cytoplasm; nucleus
Molecular function (GO): ATP binding; MAP kinase activity
Source: RefSeq, a predicted model, not a curated record